CCAGUAGGACAUUCACGAUCCGGGUAGCACUGCAGAGUGAUCACCAUGUCUGUUCGCUUUUCUUCCGCAUCCAGACGGCUGGGCUCUGCGAGGCUCUCCAGCCCAGGAGCAGCCUUGGGGGCUGGAAAUGCAUGUGGAGUGCCCGGCAUUGGAAGCGGCUUCUCCUGCGCCUUUGGGGGCAGUUCAUUGGCAGGGGGGCUCGGUAUGGGCGGUGCUUCCUGUGGGGCCUUCACUGUGAAUGAGCAUGGCCUCCUGUCAGGCAAUGAGAAGGUGACCAUGCAGAACCUCAAUGACCGCCUGGCCUCCUACCUGGAGAAUGUGCAAGCACUGGAGGAAGCCAACGCUGACCUGGAGCAGAAGAUCAAGGACUGGUAUGAGAAAUUUGGACCUGGGUCGUGCCGCGGUCUCGAUCAUGACUACAGUAGAUACUUCCCCAUCAUUGAUGACCUCAGGACCCAGAUAAUCUCUGCAACUGCACACAACGCCAACAUCGUUCUGCAGAAUGACAACGCGAGACUGACCGCGGAUGACUUCAGAAUGAAGUACGAGAAUGAACUGGCGCUCCACCAGAGCGUCGAUGCAGACAUCAACGGCUUGCGGAGGGUCCUGGACGAGCUGACCCUGUGCAGAACCGACCUUGAGGUCCAGCUGGAAACACUCAGUGAGGAACUGGCAUACCUCAAGAAGAACCACGAGGAGGAAAUGCAGGCUCUGCAGUGCGCAGCCGGAGGCAACGUGAACGUGGAGAUGAACGCAGCCCCGGGCGUGGACCUCACCGUCCUGCUGAACAACAUGAGAGCCGAGUAUGAGGCUCUGGCUGAACAGAACCGCAGGGACGCUGAGGCCUGGUUCCAAGAGAAGAGCGCUUCCCUGCAGCAGCAGAUUUCAGACGACGCUGGAGCCACCACCUCAGCCAGGAACGAGCUUACUGAGAUGAAACGGACUCUCCAAACCCUAGAGAUAGAGCUACAGUCCCUCUUAGCCAUGAAACACUCUCUGGAGUGCUCCCUGACGGAGACCGAGGGCAACUACUGCACACAGCUGGCUCAGAUCCAGGCUCAGAUCAGCGCCCUGGAGGAGCAGCUGCACCAGGUGAGGACGGAGACCGAGGGCCAGAAGCUGGAAUAUGAGCAGCUGCUGAACGUCAAAGCCCACCUGGAGAAGGAGAUCGAGACCUACUGCCGCCUCAUAGACGGAGACGAGGGCUCUUGUGUUAAGUCAAAAGGCCAAGGAGGACCCGGAAAUCAGGCAAAGGAUACGUCUAAAACUGCCAUCGUUAAAACUGUCGUUGAAGAAUUAGAUCCCCGUGGCAAGGUUCUCUCCUCCCGAGUUCACACCCUGGAAGAGAAGUCCACCAAAGUGAACAAGAACGAGCAGAGGAUCCCUUCUUGAACACCGCCCCCAAAACAGACAGCUCUGAUUUCAAAUACCAAACCUAAAUGCUUUUCCUACACGGGGUCCUCUUACGUUUCUGCCUCUCUCCAGUGAGCAAAGAUGAGCUCCUUUUAGAUUAGUGACAUUCUUUGGCUUUCUCUCUGGUGGUGUUUCAAUAAACGUCUUCCUGUUGCAAGUUA
Messenger RNA from Arvicanthis niloticus (Nile rat), 1574 nucleotides. RefSeq names its product keratin 27 (gene Krt27). Gene Ontology annotation, cellular component: cytoskeleton. Lineage: Eukaryota; Metazoa; Chordata; Mammalia; Rodentia; Muridae. Gene Ontology annotation, molecular function: structural molecule activity. The record is from RefSeq and is a predicted model, not a curated record. Gene Ontology annotation, biological process: hair follicle morphogenesis; intermediate filament organization; epithelial cell differentiation.